This is a messenger RNA of Salvia miltiorrhiza (redroot sage), 1895 nucleotides long. RefSeq names its product F-box/LRR-repeat protein At3g26922-like. Lineage: Eukaryota; Viridiplantae; Streptophyta; Magnoliopsida; Lamiales; Lamiaceae. The record is from RefSeq and is a predicted model, not a curated record. Gene Ontology annotation, molecular function: protein binding. The coding region runs from base 124 to 1611 and encodes 495 amino acids. The transcript is spliced from 3 exons.
UAGGGUUUUGACUCUUUCUCUUGAUCGAAAAUGAUUUCAAUAAAAUCAUAUAAUAAUCCCAAUAAUCAGUUUUAAAGAAGCAGAUCAGUUUUUAGUCCUAUUUGGAUUUGGAUUAGUGAAAUAAUGGAUGAAUGGCACGAUCGAUUCAGUGAAGAAGCAAACAUCGGUGAGCUCCACGAUCGAGAUCGACUCAGUGAAGAAGCAAACACCGGUGAGCUCCACGAUCGAGAUCGACUCAGUGAGUUACCCGACUCUUUAAUUAUUCAAAUCCUUUCAUUGUUGGAUAUCAAAGAUGUUGUUCGGACAUCCCUCGUCUCCAAACGUUGGGAAAACCUCUUGUCCACCAUCCCCUGCCUUGAUCUCUUGGAACAAACUCCAAGUUUUAUCUCUAGUGUUGUUUCACUAUGGAAAGGCCCCCAGAUUCCGAAAUUACGCUUAUCUUUCCCUCCUCACAAUGUGGACCCUUGUAGUAGUGUUAUCGAUUCGUGGCUGCUUUUUGCUAUCGAAAAACGAGUGGGAGAGCUUUAUUUAGACUUGUCAAAUUGGCGAGAUGUUAAUGCUAUCGUAAAACGAGUGGGAGAGCGUUGGCGUUGGGGAGAUCUUAAUAGAUAUAACAAGGUUGAUUAUUGCUUACCUCAGCCCUUGUAUUCAUGCCCGUCGAUUACAAAAUUAACUCUUGUGAGUUGCAAGCUGAGAAUUGAGGAUAACGUGCAGUGGAAUCAACUCAAGAGUUUAGAAAUUACAUAUCCGGAUUUGUUGAGUGGUGAUGCCAUGAACCAAAUUCUUUUGGGUGCUCCUCUGUUGGAAGAGUUGGUUUUGAAGUCUUUCAAAAUUGGUGAAAAAGAAAACUUCAGUAUCCGAUCUACUAGUUUGAAGAUGCUCAAGAUACAAACGGGUUAUAUUUGGCGUGGAACUACAGUGCUGAGAAUUCGGGCCCCUAAUCUCUUGAAUUUAGUUCUUGAGGCUCGUUUUCAUGGUACUUGUUUGUUGGAUGUCCCGUCUUUGACUCAUGCAAUUCUUUCUUUGGUGCACAAUGGAGAUGUAGCAGCACAAUUUAAAUUGCUUAAUCAUGUUUUUCGAAGCAUCCGCCAUGUUGAGAAGGUUACUUUGUCAUAUUGGUGCUUUGAGAUGCUUGUCAAAUUAAAGAAUAAAGAUAAGGUUAUGCCGUUGUCAAAUUCUAAGAUUCUAGAGCUUGACUAUGUCGAUGCCAAAUAUUUGCUUGAUUUGGUAGGGAUGAUGUUUCCCAAGCUGGAGAGGUUAAUCGUUGAACAAGGCAGCCGCAAGGGGUUUAAUUUUUAUCAUGGCACCGAUGAUGAAGAGGUUCACAAUGCUAUGGUUGAUGCAUGCAAUUCAUUGGCGUCUGCUAAGAUGAGUUUUCCCAGUCCCUCUCUUCUCCAUCUAAAGACAUUUGAGGCUACUUGGUCUAUGCGCGACCCUUCAAUAAUUCCGUUGAUACGAACUCUGUUGAAAAACGCUCCCAUACUUGAAAAGAUGGUUAUACGACUAACACGGGAUGCAUCUGAUCUAGAGACAUUCAUUUUGGCACAAGAGAAGGUGAUGAGUAUGCCGAUAUCCUCUCCUACGGCACAACUCAUCAUAAGCUUAAUUUGAUAUAUAAGUCAUCCUUUACUGGAAGUUGUUGACUUAUUAAUGUUAAGCCUUUUUUUUGGCAUUUUAGAUAGUUCUUUUUCUGCCGGGUCUGUUUGGUGCGUGUUCUUUUGGCGUUGUACUAGUUUCUUGCGCUUUUUUUCUUUUCACGAGUACUCUUUUUCCUCAUACAGAGUUUUUCCCAAUGAAUUUUCUCUGAUGAGGUUUUAACGAGGCUCGGCCCUUGUAAGCGUCUCCUUUCACUUUAAGGGUUGAUAGAUUUUUUUCUUUCUUGCUAUUUUUCUUAU